CUCCACAGAAAAGACAGAAGAAGAGCGGGGAAAAAAACAACAACCUCUCUGGCCGCCAUUGGGGGCAUUGCGCCUGUUAACACAACAGGACCAAGACAUGCUAGCUCAUUUCUUGACAGCAAAAACCUUUAAUAAGUUUAUUUUUAGUUUUCUCUUUAGCAUUGUUGGUUGAAGUGUCGCUGCAACAACAAGCAGCCGCUUUCUAAACGAGGGUCAGUGGUUCACAGGAGGAUUCGCUUCAAAUCUGACGCUCAGGAUGGAUCUGCACUGGCUGUCUAUGACCUGACUUCAAACUUGGAAGCUGUCAUUUGAGUCACCUGAUUCUCAUCCCUGAAGCUGUUCCUGGACUCACCAGACUCCUCACAGUAUGAGAGACCAUCAGAGGGGAAGCAGCAUCAGGAAAUUCUCAGUACCGACAGGAAGACUCGUCAGAAUGACCACCGUGACCUGAGAGCUUAGUCAGUUUUUUUACGCGCUGCUAAAAUGGCGUCGCCGGUCUGGCAGUUCUACCAGGUCUCCGAAAAAGACAGUAAAUUUGCAAUUUGCAAGGUGUGUUCCAAGGAAAUCCCUCGUGGAGGAUCACAACCCAAAAAAUUCAACACCACGAACCUCAUCAGACAUUUGAAGGUGAGGCAUGCCGAGGAAUAUGACGAGUUUUCAAAGCUAGCCAGCACCAAGGCAGAGAGGGAGCGGUUCCGUUUAGCGGCUCAAGCACCACUCACUCAGCUGCCGGUAACAGAGACGUUGCAACAGCAGCAGCCCUACAGCAAGACCAGCAAGAAACCAAAAGAAAUAUCAGCCAAAAUUAUGGAAUUCAUUUGCCUUGAUCACCAGCCGCUGUCUAUCGUGGAGGACGAAGGGUUCAAAAGACUCAUGUCCUACUUGGAUCCACGCUACAUUCUGCCAGGACGUAAAUAUUUCACUGAUGUAUGCCUGCCGCAGUUAUACCAAGAAGUGUAUACACAUAUUGACAAUCUCAUGAGGGACAACAUCAAAUCGUUCAGUUUCACAAGUGACAUUUGGAGUUCAAAUGUAUGUCCCAUGUCCAUGUUGAGCCUCAACGCGCAGUUUGUUGAUGAAAACUUUGAACUACACAAAGUUGUUCUUCAUUCUCAAGAUUUCUCAGGGUCACACACGGUGGAGGCUCUCGCUGCCACAUUCAUCGACAUGUUCCAGACGUGGGGAAUCCCAAAGGAAAAGGUGCACGUUAUUCUAAGGGUUAAUGCCAAGAACAUGGAGAAGGCCAUGAGGGAUGCGGAUUUACCCAGCCUUCCAUGCAUGGCGCAUACACUCCAGCUUGCUGUGUCUGAGGGAGUUUUGUCACAGCGUAGCUUCAGUGACGUAAUAGCCUCUGGAAGACGCAUCGUCAGUCAUUUCAAACACUCCCAGCUUGCCUACUCACGACUACAAAGUAUCCAGAAACAACUGGGCCAGCCUAUUAAAAGGCUACAGCAAGACGUCCCCACCAGGUGGAACAGUACUUUGUACAUGCUCCAGAGUCUACUGGAGCAGAGACGGGCCCUGUCUGCUUAUGGAGCUGACUAUGACUUACCUGCCAUGUUCACAGACAGCCAGUGGACAUUGGUGGAAAAUAUGAUUUCCCUGCUCGCCCCCUUUGAGGAGCUCACACAGCAAAUCAGCUUAUCGACUGCAUCGGCUGCAGAUGUCAUACCAUCCAUCAGAGCUUUAACUCGUCUCCUUGAGAAGACGGCAGAGACUGACCAGGAUGCUAAAACGUCUAAAGCCACGUUGUUGGAAGCGGUCCAGAAGCGAUUCCGUGACAUUGAAUCUGAGCGCUUGUAUACCAUUGCCACAGUCCUCGAUCCGAGGUAUAAAGACAGAUAUUUUCCCGACGCACUCAAACCCCAGAUUCGUGAGCUGCUUUCUGACGUCCUGGCUGCUGGGCCGGAGCAGCAGAAUGGUGAGGGGAGUCUGGCAGCGAGCGACUCCGAGCCCCCAGAGAAAGUCCCACGAGCUGGCUCCUUGCAUGCUAUGUAUGCCGAACUGUUGGAUGAAGACGGGGAACACGGCGGCGACGACAGCUGCAGCUCAGCAUCGUCGCAGAUGAACCUCUACCUGUCGGAGCCAGUUAUCCCACGAAACGGACAGCCGCUUGUUUUUUGGCAGUACAAUAAAGGCCGCUUUCCAGCUCUCGCACAAGCGGCACGGACCUACCUGUGCGCCCCGUGCACAAAUGUGGACAGCAAGCAACUUUUCAUCACCGGUGGGAACGUUGUAGAUGACAAGAGGAACAAGCUGUCUGCCAAAAAUGUGGAGAUGCUUAUUUUUAUAAAGAAAAAUAUGCCAUUGAUGCUAAAGAAGUGAGCGUCGAGAUCUCUAUCCCUCCCUCUUACCUUAUAGUGCUCUCUCAAACUGCCUCAGCUUCCUAGAACAAAAAGCAGCUACUACAGACCUUAUCAUUGACUUGUGAUAUAGAAGCCGUCACGACGGUGCAGCUGUGGCUCCGUAAUUAGAGUGUCAGCGUGCUUUACUUGACAUCUCCAGAGACACCUGCUCAAAGCCCAACAACACGAUACGACACGUGGCAGACUGACUUGUUUGGCCUGCACUGAGAAGUGAGCUUAAGUUACAAAUAUAGAUCGAUACAGAUGUGGAGGUAGACAUUUUUUUUGUUGGUUUGUGUUUUUGUAUCUUGUUACUUUCUGGUCACUUUAUUGCCUGCGGUCCGCUGUCUUCUAAAUGCAGAGAACAACUGAGGCCUGACUGGACGGAUUGAGCCAGUGGCCAAAAAUUGAAUGGAACAAGAGUUUCCUUUUGUCUUCCCGCCUUUUUUAAAUUCAUACUUUCUAAAAAGAAAAUUUCAAAACCAUGAAUAAAAAAUUUGAAAUUACUUUUCUGUUAUUUUUUUUUCAAAAAUGCAAACCCCAAAUCUCAAAGUUAGAAAUACUAUACCAAUUGAAAAAUUAUACAAAUAUGCUCUAAUUAAUGAUUUUUUUUCUUUUUAAAAAAAAAUUGUAUUAAAACUGAGUGCCUCAGAUUUUUUUCAUCUCUAGCCAAACCACAACUAUGUUACUGUCUCCCAUAUAUUCAGACCUUAUGCAGCUCUGUCACUGUCUUGAAUGAAUACUUCCUGGCAAGAUGACCAUUUGUAUAUAAAUAACUCACUGUGUGUUACCUUGAAUUUGUGAGGAAACUGUUUUUCUCACAUGCCUCUAUGAUGAUGGAGUAUUUCUAAAAAGGGGAACAUUCUUCAUCAAUUGAAAUAACUGGGGAACUUGCUCAAGCAGAGCUCAUACAUUCACUGGCCACUUUAUUAGGUACACCUGUUCAACUGCAUGUUAUCGCAGAUACCUAAUCAGCCAAUCACAUGCCAGCAACUCAAUGCAUUUCGGUCAGAGGAGAAUGGCCAGACUGGUUCAAGAUGAUAGAAAGGCAACAGGAAGUCAAAUAAGCACUGGUUCCAACCAAGGUCUGCAGAAGACCAUCUCUGAAGCAACAACACCUUGUCCAACCUUGAAGCAGUGUACCCAUCUUCUGAUGGCUACUUCCAGCAGGAUAACGCACCAUGUCACAAAGCUCACAUCAUCUCAAACAUGACAAUGAGUUCACUGUACUCCAAUGGCCUCCACAGUCACCAGAUCUCAGUCCAAUAGAGCACCUUUGGGAUGUGGUGGAACGGGAGAUUCUCAUCAUGGAUGUGCAGCCGACAAAUCUGCAGCAACUGUGUGAUGUCAUCAUGUCAAUAUGGACCACCAUCUCUGAGGAAUGUUUCCAGCACCUUGUUGAAUCUGUGACACCAGGAGUUAAGGCAGUUCUGAAGGCAAAAGGGGUCCAACCUGGUACUAGCAAGAUGGGUUUGGGAGGUACUGAGCAUACUACUGGAUAAAUGAGACUUGGAUUAUACUGCACAAGUUGUGUGUUUGUAAACUGAAUAUUCUUUUUUAGAUUCUCUGUCCACUGUGGAGGCGUGAGAGAAAAACAAACGGGGUGAGUCAUUGACAUACAAAUGGUCAUUUUGUGGGUGAAGUAUUCCUUUAAUGCUCUCAUUGUCCCUUUACCUGCAUAAGUGAUUUAUUGACACUGUAAAUCAUAAAACCAGCCUUGUUUGAAUACUCCAUAUGACACUCAUUUGUCAAGUUAGUUAGUUUGGGUUAUGAUGGAAACAUUUGGCUCCUUUGUUCAUUUCAAAGUAUGCACAUUAGACUGAGAACAGCUGUGGUAUUUAUAAUUUGACUUUUAUGUCUCCUACAUUUGGUGCACACAUAAUAAUCCCCUUAUAUUUAGUUUAAAUGCUUAUUCUCACUUUUUCUCUUUUUUCUCUUGCAUGUAAAGAUAUUUUUCUACUCUGUAUCACUUUAAAUUUGUAACCAACUGGACAAACAUGACAAAAUGCAGAAUAAAUUUAUCUACAAUGAG
Molecule: messenger RNA, 4377 nt
Organism: Epinephelus moara (kelp grouper)
Lineage: Eukaryota; Metazoa; Chordata; Actinopteri; Perciformes; Serranidae
Product: zinc finger BED domain-containing protein 4-like
Exons: 3
Coding region: 484-2325 (613 amino acids)
Molecular function (GO): DNA binding; protein dimerization activity
Source: RefSeq, a predicted model, not a curated record